AUGAAGUACGACCAGAUGCACAAAGCGCAGUACUGGAGCACGGAGACGAGCCGGUUGAUCCGCAGCAUAGUGAUCGGCGCCGCCCGGAGUCUGAAAUGGCGCGGAAUGGGUCUUAGCCGCAGAGCCAGCGUGACGUAUCUAGCAUUUGUGCUUGCCGGAGUCCUCGGCCAUGCUGAGAUGGUCCAGCUCCUCCACCAAACCCAUAUAUCCCUAGAAACACCAACUUCAGAAUCCGGCGGCACGGCUCUGUUGCUCGCCGCGUGGAAUGCUCGCGAGCAUGGAAUCCGAACUUUCCUGGACCUUGGGGCCGAUAUCGAAGCAAAGGAUCUCCGGGGCAUGACGGCGUUGAUGGUGGCUUCUGCGGGUCCGCAUAGAGGGCUCGGGGAGCUGCUCCUUGCGCGCGGCGCGCUGUCGAGUCUUGCGAUUGGACCGGAGCAACCGCCCUCAGAUAUGCCGUCGACAUGGCCAGGCCAGCAAGAGCAGCGGCGCUUAUGA
Molecule: messenger RNA, 495 nt
Organism: Aspergillus homomorphus CBS 101889
Lineage: Eukaryota; Fungi; Ascomycota; Eurotiomycetes; Eurotiales; Aspergillaceae
Product: ankyrin repeat domain-containing protein
Exons: 1
Coding region: 1-495 (164 amino acids)
Molecular function (GO): protein binding
Source: RefSeq, a predicted model, not a curated record